Molecule: messenger RNA, 1035 nt
Organism: Cuscuta europaea
Lineage: Eukaryota; Viridiplantae; Streptophyta; Magnoliopsida; Solanales; Convolvulaceae
Source: the annotation of a GenBank genome assembly
GGGAGACCAUCUUGACACCUAAGGGGACCCCUAACCUCACCCAAUUGUCAACCAAGGACAAAAGUACCAUCCUCCCUCCUCUCCCACUCAUUGUACUCGUCCAGCACCAAGAAAAGAAGGUCAAGGAGCUCUGAAAACCUCACCUUCCAUAGCCAACUCGAGCUCAAGCUCAAACAAGAAAAAGGGAGAGGUUUGGAGAAGAAGAAAGAUAGAAAAAGUGUGAAGAAUCAAGGAGCUUGACUAAAGUGUUCCUAAGUUUCGCCGGAGUCUCGUCGGAGUUUCGCCGGAGUUCACCGGAGUAUUGCCGGAGCUCAACCUAGAAGGGUAGAGCUUCUUCAAGCAAAUUCGAGUUUCAGGUAGGACUUGAAGGUUGCUACCGGUGCCCGUUGCUCGGGAUAUUCAGAGGAGAAGACGUGGCACCAGACCACCUCCUCCUCCUCCUCCCAGAAGCUCAAAGAAGAAGUCUUCAUCCUUUUUAUUCACUGAUUGGAUGAAGAGUGGUCUGUCAAGGCCAGACAGAGUUCAGUUUGAACAAAUGAGAAAAUUGAUGACCCCUCUUCAAAGAGAGAAUCUGUUCAUGGACAGUGAUGGACUUGUCCAGAUCAACCAUGGUGGUUCGAUCGAAGAAGCUGAGAUGUGGUACGGAAUGAAUAUACUGAAUGGCAAGAAUUCUGCUGAAGCUGUCAGAAACUAUCUGGAUUGCAAACUUGCACCUCAUUGGGCUGACUAUCAGAAUCCUAGGGAUUUAGCCUCAAUCAGAGCGAAGGACUUCCUCAGGAUCACUUUCCUGUUCAUGAGAGUAAAGAGAAGAGAAGUAUUGAACAACAGAUUCACCAAUCUCAGAUUCUGUAAGAGCUAACAGUAGAGCUACCACCUGCCACCGCUCCCUCCAUGGUAAUUGGACUGAACUAUUGAGAGGUCAUUCGCGGAGGUUGAACUGUGAACGGAGACUCCUGGACAUCCGUCUCCAGGUCGUGGGCGGUGUCCUAAGGACGACAUCUGGCCUUCCAUCUUCGAGUCGUGGGCAGCGAUUCU